AUGGCAGUGCCACCAUAAGUAUAUAAUUUAGGGAAUACAUGUAAAAGGUUUCUAUUCUCAGCAGAAUUGAUAGGGAUGCUUACACUUACAAUAUUUGAAAAUGAAUUAACAAUAUUGAUUGGAAUUCGAUUAUUGAUUGAGACUAUUGCUGCUGGAUAUUUUUAUCUAUAAUGUAGUGAUUCAACAGGUGAGCCAGUUGUAGAAUAAGAAGAUCAUGAAUUAUCUUAAUUAUCUUUUUCUAAUGUGAGGGGAGAUGAUGAAUAAUUUGAAUCUUUAACACCUGAUAGAAAUGAAUGUUAAGAAUGUAAAAUUAUAUAAUCUUACAGAACAAAACAUUGUUCUAAAUGUUAGAAAUGUAUACCUAAAUAUGAUCAUCAUUGUUUUUGGAUUGGUGGAUGUGUAGGUGAAUUAAAUCAUCGAAUGUAUUGGUUAUUUUUAUUCUUUUAAUGUUUACUAUGUUUUGAUGGAUUAUUUUAAUUUAAUAAACAAUUUGCAUAUUAUUCUACUUAUGAUGAAGAAUUUGGAAAUGAUGAAUACAAAUAUUAAUACUUUAUUAUUUUAUUAAUUGCAGCAACAUCAUUUGGAUUUGGAAUAUUUACAGGUGUUUUACUUUUAUAUCACACUAUGUUGAUAUUGACUGGUAAGACAACUUGGGAACAUACAAAAAGAGAAAAGAUUUCAUACUUAAAUUUUUAUCCUAGAUAUUAUCAUCCAUACAAUUAUGGAUACAUAUAAAAUAUAAAAUUAACAUUUUUUCAUAAAGGUAUAUAAUCUCAUUGGAUACCACCAUCAAAAGAUUAAAUAAAAGAAUAAUGCGAUAUAUUUGAUAACAAAUAUUACUCUUGUUGUUGA
Messenger RNA from Paramecium pentaurelia, 852 nucleotides. The record is from the annotation of a GenBank genome assembly. Lineage: Eukaryota; Ciliophora; Oligohymenophorea; Peniculida; Parameciidae.